Messenger RNA from Rotaria sordida, 225 nucleotides. Lineage: Eukaryota; Metazoa; Rotifera; Eurotatoria; Philodinida; Philodinidae. The record is from the annotation of a GenBank genome assembly.
AUGUCAUCUGUUAGCUAUUGCUUUAAUAUAUGUCGAUCAGUUGACAAAAAUAUAACUAAUCAACGACGAUGUUCAACAACCGUUACUCAACCACCUGAAAAUCCUUCCGAGACUGGUACUUUAAUAUUUGGACGUCGGUUUUCAUUCGGUGCUGUCCCACAGCCAAAUACUAAUCAUUCUUCUCAAAAUCAAAAUGAUUCAUCAUCAAAUCAAAGCUCAUCAUGA